Molecule: messenger RNA, 957 nt
Organism: Drosophila nasuta
Lineage: Eukaryota; Metazoa; Arthropoda; Insecta; Diptera; Drosophilidae
Product: homeobox protein 6-like
Exons: 2
Coding region: 1-957 (318 amino acids)
Source: RefSeq, a predicted model, not a curated record
AUGGAGGGCACCAAGUCAAAAGCGGACGCGGAAUUCGACGAAAGCCAGCUAAAAGAACGGGACGAGUCACAACCGCAAGAGGAUUGGGAUAUCGAAAGCGAUAUCGAGUCUAUAGAAGAGAAAAAGACAAAUAUAAACAUGGCCAAUACAGUGGAAGCUCAGAGAGCAUACCUUAAACAGGUAUCCGCCACAAUACCUGAAUUCGAUGGUAAGAAGCUCCAUCUAAACAGGUUUGUGACAGCAUUAAAGUUGACGAAUCUAACUAAAGGAGAUCAGGAAGCUUUAGCCGUAGAGGUCAUCAAGACCAAAAUUAUUGGACCAUUGACAUAUAAAGUCGAACAUGCGACAUCAAUACAAGCAAUAAUUAACAUAUUGCAGGCAAACGUAAAAGGAGAAUCACCUGACGUUAUAACAGCCAAGUUAAUGAAUGCCCAACAAAAAGGCAAAACCGCGUCCCAGUACGCUACCGAAAUAGACAACAUGCGUAAGCAGCUCGAAGCAGCUUACAUAGACGGCGGAUUAGACGCCGAUAAUGCUGACAAAUUCGCGACAAAAGAGUCGAUAUCGGCAAUGAUCAAAAACUGUGCCAAUGAGUCACUAAAAAUGAUCUUAACAGCAGGUACAUUCAGUACAUUCAAUGAUGCAAUGGAAAAAUAUAUACAUUGCAGUACAGAAAUGACCGGCAAUGCCAACACCGUCUUAUUCUACAAUGGGAAUAAUAGACGAGGUAAUUAUAAUGCCAACUACCGCGGUAGAGGCAGAAAUAAUUACAACCAGAAUGGUAACAACAAUAAUAACAGAGGUCGCGGAAGCGGCCGUGGCAAUAACAGAGGCGGAGGUAACCGAAGGGGUAACCAAAGCCAAAAUAACAAUCAACAUCAAAAUGAGAAUAACAACCGAAAUGUGCGUAACGUACAAUCGGAAAAAAGCCAAACCCCCUUAAGCAAUCAGCAGUAA